This is a messenger RNA of Argiope bruennichi, 1509 nucleotides long. RefSeq names its product cell adhesion molecule 1-like. The coding region runs from base 45 to 929 and encodes 294 amino acids. The transcript has 6 exons. The record is from RefSeq and is a predicted model, not a curated record. NCBI's taxonomy places the organism in Eukaryota, Metazoa, Arthropoda, Arachnida, Araneae, Araneidae.
GUUUGGAGCGGUGUGCACAUGGGAUGUAGCCACAACGGGUCGCUAUGCACGGAGUCACGGCGUUUACGGGACUCUGGAUUAUUCUGGGAAAAGCUCAUUUGAUCCUCGGAGCCAUUCGGAUGUUGAUGAUGGAUGUUCCCAGCCCAACCACGCAAGGUGAAUCUGUGGAGCUGAUUUGCAGCUACGAACUAGACGAAGACAAACUCUAUUCCGUCAAAUGGUAUAAGGACGAUGUCGAAUUCUACAGAUAUGUCCCUAACGACUGGCCGCCGGGACAGUUUUUGCCACUUCAGGGCGUCAGAGUGGAUCUCUCAAAAUCUGGAAGCCAGUCGGUAUAUCUGCGCCAUGUUGAUCUCAACAGUGCUGGCACGUACAGAUGCGAAGUCUCCGCAGAAGCACCGGAAUUUCAAACUGUGGAAGCAGAAAAGCCAAUGAAGGUAUUUGUCUUGCCAACGGAAGGACCAACAAUUACAGGCGGUCGCUCUAAAUACAGGAUUGGGGAUACUGUCCAUGUGAACUGUACAUCAUCCAAGUCGAAACCAGCAGCCACUUUAAGAUGGUACAUCAAUGACGAACUGGCCACAUCGGACAGUGAGCUAGAGCAUUCGACCACCCUGCACUCGGACGGACUCGAGACCUCCAGCCUGAGCCUGAAGUUUACGGUGAACGAGAUGCACUUCAGGCGGGGCAAUAUGAAGCUAAAGUGCACGGCCACCAUCUCCCGAGUUUACACCAUGAGCAACGAGGAGCUCGUUUUUGGAUCUGGACUGCGCCAACAAGCCUCUGGGCUGCACAUAACGGAAAAGAGCAGCCACGUCCAAAACUCCUCUCCAAAGCUGCGUUCCGUCCACUGGAACCUGAGUUUGCUGCUGUGCGCAACUCUUUUGAAAUCUCUGCUCUUCAUCAGAUACGAAGAUCCUCAUGGAUGACGCUUGUAGAGUCCUUAAAGAAAAGAAAAUGUACAUUUAUCAAGUCUGUGAUAUAUUUUUCAGUGUUUGGAUCAAGUCUUCGACGUGCCUAUUGUGUUAUACAUAGAAUUGAUGUAUGUUGCUGACUUAAUUGUACAAAGACAGCGGACACUAUCUCAUUAUUUGUGAGAUGUAUCAAUAAUUGUAAAGUCUGUCCUCAAAGAAUUAUUCAAAUUUUUUGGAAGUUAAUAGAAUAACCAAAAUUUUGUACCAAAUUUAUGUAAAUGUCUAUAAAAUUGUCGAUUGUCAAAAAAAUUUGGUUUACUAUAGACGAUUUAUGAAUUUGUAUUUUGUUUCAUAUCUUCUGACUUGCUGCGAGUAUCAAUAAAAAUGCAACGUUUUUUCUCUCUGAAAAUUAGACGUCAUUGAACUAUCGGAAAAGAACGAUAAUUUCAUGGAUUUUAGAUUCAUCAUUUAAAAUUGUACUCAAACAUGUCUUGUUUCCUAUAUAAACGAAAACUAAUUUAAUUAAUAGCAUAAAUAUUCACUUAAACUGAAAUGAUUAUUCAUAGAAAAGCGAAACCUUUAAAAUUUUUCUGUA